AUGAAGCCCAGGCGGCUGCACCAGUUGUGUGGCUGGUCCAUUGCUCGCUACUUCAACAGGAAUGUGUGGCAUCUCCACAUGACUCGAAAUGAGGACCGGCUUGUCCUGGUGGAGUUUCUGGUGACCUUUGCAAGACACUUUUAUGGCAUUCUCACCCACCGGGGGAUAGAGGACCAGCUGUACAGGAGCCUGAUGGUGUGCCUCAACAGAGUCAAUCCUCCUGUGUUUCUCACAGCAAUGUUGGUGUACUGCCCCAAAGUGACAAUUGACCAGAUUGCAGUAUUGUGUGAACACAAAAAUAAUCUGUUGGGCUCAGGAGUGUACCUGUCCGAGGAUGAGUGCUUGGGAAUGUUGCAGGUGCUAGCAGAGUAUCAGAAACAACAGUCUGUGCUCAUGAACCAAGGAAAGGAGAAACUUGUUGACAGCUUCAUGCUGCCAACAACAUGCCUGGUGCUGGAGGGGAUUUCUUUUCAUGAUGCAAAUUAUUUGUCACUUCUUCUAGAGAAGAUGCCAAACCUUUCCCACAUAUCUUUGCAGCACAAUGGAACCCGAGGAGUCCUGAAAACUCUUAGUCAGCAUUGCAAACAUUUGAAAUCCCUCUGUUUCUUGGAGCCAAGCAUUGAAGCAUCUAUAAAAGAAAAGGACAUGUUUUCAGCCCUUUUUGGUAUUCCUUCCACAAAUGUUCCACGUCCAGGAAAUGUAGUGAAUAAAUUUGAAAGUGACCAAGAAUUCAGGGAAAAUUGCAAAUUUCAAUUCCCAAACCUACAAAAGCUUGAUAUUGAUGAAUUGUUCUUUGAUGAAAAUAUAAUACAUGACAUUUACAUAUUAACAUUACUUCUACAACCAAAGAUAAAAUGUUUUGGAAAACACUCAGGCCUUACAAGAAGAAUUGUAACAAACUACAAAAAAGCAUGGAGUAUUAUUAAUAACAGAUCAGAAAGUGAAGCUAUUGUGCAUUUAACUGAAGUUAAAUUUGUAGAUUCUAUGUCUGCAGUGAAUAGACGUAGUCGAGUGGAUCUGGAUUACUGGGAAGAAGCACUACCAAUGUUUGAAAACUUGACAACUGUUGAGCUGCAGAAAACUCGUUGGAAUGAAAAGGAGAUUGCAAAGUUUUGCUCAUUGCUUUCAAAUAAAGUGAGAACAUUUUCUUUAGUGGAAUUCCCACUGAGCGACAUGUCAUGUCUCAUUAACGUGACCAACCUACGGCUGACACUGACCAGACACUACUCUUUUGACAAGAUGCACAUCAUCCUGGACGGCUGCCCUAACCUCAAGACACUAAGCAUCCAUCCAACUUUCUACCAUGAAGCAGCUCGCAGACAGGUUGGUCAGGACCAACUGCAAGUGGAACAAAUGAUGGAGGAGGACCUGAAUAUCUUAGAAAGACUUAUGUUUGCUGAUGGGGAAGUUGAUGUACAGCCAGUUUUGCUUGUCCAACAAAGAGCUUUGAAUUAUGGCAAUAAUGAAGUUCGUGCUGGUGGUGAAGAAGCUUUACCAAAUGUCAGGCCAGCUUUCAGAUUAAGAGGAGUAUCCAGAAAGAAAAAGAAGCCUCAUAACCUGACAACUCUGCGCAUUGCUUCCCUCUGUGAAGCAGAACAGAAACAGACAGAGGACUUUCUGCGUGAGGUGUUGGAGCGUUUACCUAACCUGCGUAACCUGUGCCUUGGCAUGUGGAUGGGGUCGCUGAGUCAGAGGCGGCAAUAUUUGACUUGCACGGCCAACGCACUGGUCAAUGUGGUGGCAGAUAAGGAACGGAAAGAAUUACUGCUGCCACACCUAACACGGCUUUGUUGUCUUCCAACUGGGAAUGAGAUGGAGAUGUGCAGAUCACUUGCAUCCCUGGUGGAGGUACUGCCAUCCUUGCAGACCCUUGUCCUGCCUGUCCUGGACAUGUACAUGCUGUCACGAACCCUCAAGUACUUCCAGCACUCUAGUCUUGACAUUCAGUACAAGUGUGCCACAGACCAGGUGUUCUCAUACUGGGGACCUGAACACUAACAGACUACCUGACUCUCAGAAUUGAGUUUUUUUGGUGACUGACUUACUUUUCUAUUUUUUCAUUCUUUUGUUUUAUGAUAUCUUGGGUAUUUGAUGUUGGUAAAGUGUCAUGGUCACUUUCAAACAAACAAGAAUCAUUAUGUAAAAGAAAGUACAUAUAAUGAGCUUCAUAUGUACUUGUAUUCUAUGGAUCUCUAUAAAAUUACUUAAAUUACUUUGUUUUGUAUGAAUUACUGGAAAAAAAAAAAAAAAAACACUUGCCUAUGGUUUUGAACAUUACAUGCAUGAAUGCAGAUGCAUAGACCAUGGGAAGUAACCUCUUAGUAUACACUAACUAGAAUGUCUUCACAUAGUUAUUCAGUAUGUAGUGUUAUAUCUUUUGUAUAUAACAGUGAUUAAGUAUCCUAUCAGGAAGGACUCUAUGAAAGACUGUUCUUGUCAUGGGGUAACAAGUGAAUUCUGUUGACUUGGUAAUCUUGUAUUCUAUACACUGUAGUACCAGUGUGUAGGGCACAGUUAGAAGCUUGCCUUGAAUGAAGAAAGGGGUCAUAACUUUCCUGCUAUGUAUGGUUGUGCUGAAUCAGGGAUAGCUUAAGUAGAAAUUAUGCAAUUUGAAUUUCUCAUUUAUGAAAAAAAAAAACAGGAUAAACAUUGAAUUUAAAAUAUUCUUAUAUUUUUCUAAGAUGAUCACAAAAUAAAGAUUUGGAUUUA
Molecule: messenger RNA, 2709 nt
Organism: Portunus trituberculatus (swimming crab)
Lineage: Eukaryota; Metazoa; Arthropoda; Malacostraca; Decapoda; Portunidae
Source: RefSeq, a predicted model, not a curated record